CAAGCCAGUUUAUAAUCAGUGUAGCGCAAGACGGCGAAGUGUUCGUACAAAGGAAAGGCAAUUCAGUAUAAUUUUUGUCAUUUUCUUUUGUGUAUUAAAUAUUUUUGUUGCCCCAUUCCAGUAGCAGAAAAUUUUGAAAUAAUUUUUCUGUGUAGAAAAACUAGUUACAAUAUUAACUUUAAAAAAUAGUGACAAACAAAGUUCGUGAUAAAAUUACAAAAAAAAAAAAAAAAUGUCUGCAAUUAAUAUGCAAAGAGCACCGCAAACAUAUUCUCGUCUCUUCCGUCCCUGGGAUUCUAAGCAACGAAGCAACGCAGUAGCAGCAGCAGCUUCAACAGCUCAAGAUAAACAAGCUUCAGCCAACCCCCCCAACAAGCCAGCUAACGUCGCCGCUGCGCCGCCUAACUUACGACCUGAGGUAACGCUUACCAUGCCCUCGAAACAUUAUCUGACGCCACCGCCCGCAACAAAUAAUGAUGAUGAAUGUCUACAAACAAGCAGAACAUCCGAGUGUGCAUCUAGUGACAGCACCUCUUGUCAUAGUCAUCUCAGCGACGAAAACAUACUUCCCUCACCUUCAAGCAGCCAACGUACAACCAUAUCUUAUCCACCGCAUCAUAGUCUCUACGCAGCGCGACUAACACCACCGCAACCGACACAGCAAUCCACACAAACUCCCGAGGCGUAUCCUUAUACUCGGGAAGAGUUUGCGUCGUAUGCCCAACAAAUGCGAUUAUUCUCACAACACUUUCUGCCAACGACGGCAACGACGACUCUGCCCGCACCUGUACCUCGGGAUUUAUUUUACGCUUCCAAUGCGGAAGCUACUGCCUUAUGUAGAACCAACAACAUCGUCUCAUCACUACUCCCACCUUUGCCUACGAUUCCGGCGACGAAUACGUGUGCACCCGUAAAUGGCAUGGAUCUGUAUGCAGCCGCUAUGGUGGAACAAGAGUUCGCGCGUAUUAUGACAGAAGAUGCACGUCUUAAGGCAAUGAACGCACGUAAACAACGUCCGAAGAAGUUUAAAUGUCCGCACUGUGAUAUAGCCUUCUCCAAUAAUGGUCAAUUAAAGGGUCACAUUCGUAUACAUACCGGCGAGCGACCAUUUAAAUGCGAUGUAGAAACGUGUGGCAAAUCGUUUACACGUAACGAGGAGUUGACACGCCAUAAACGUAUACACACCGGACUUCGACCGUUUCCAUGUCAGGUGUGUGGCAAGAAAUUCGGUCGUCGUGAUCAUCUUAAGAAACACUUGAGAACCCAUAUGCCACCGGAACAACAAAUGGGCCCCACAAUACUUUUACCAAUGUACAACUACCUCUAUGGAUACUAAGCGACCUGUCGUAUAUUUUGUAUUAAAUAGUACGUGUCUUCCUAAAUACUCAGCAACGCGAUUAAGAAUAGUGAAUAUGGAUCAACAUUGUACCUGAACUGGAUGCAAUUUUGAGUAGGCACAGGAGUGUUUACAACAAAUACCUCAUC
Molecule: messenger RNA, 1485 nt
Organism: Ceratitis capitata (Mediterranean fruit fly)
Lineage: Eukaryota; Metazoa; Arthropoda; Insecta; Diptera; Tephritidae
Gene: hkb
Product: early growth response protein 1
Exons: 2
Coding region: 233-1336 (367 amino acids)
Biological process (GO): regulation of transcription by RNA polymerase II
Molecular function (GO): RNA polymerase II cis-regulatory region sequence-specific DNA binding; DNA-binding transcription factor activity, RNA polymerase II-specific
Source: RefSeq, a predicted model, not a curated record